Messenger RNA from Columba livia (rock pigeon), 3241 nucleotides. RefSeq names its product DEAH-box helicase 16 (gene DHX16). Gene Ontology annotation, cellular component: intracellular anatomical structure; catalytic step 2 spliceosome. The record is from RefSeq and is a predicted model, not a curated record. Lineage: Eukaryota; Metazoa; Chordata; Aves; Columbiformes; Columbidae. Gene Ontology annotation, molecular function: ATP binding; RNA binding; helicase activity.
UGCGCGGCCCAUCCGGCCGGGCAAGGGGAAGGCGAAGCGGCCAUGGCGGCGGCGCUGGAGCGCUGGGUGUCCGGGCAGCUGCAGGCGCUGCUGGGGCUGAGCGGCCGCCACGUCCCCGCGUUCCUGGUGGCGCUGGCGCGGAGGAGCCGCAGCCCGGACGAGCUGCUGGAGCGGCUGCGGGAGACGGAGGCGCUGCGGGUGGAGGAGCCGGGGGUCCGCCAGUUCGCGAGGGAGCUGUGGGACAAGGUCCCCCGAGCGACCCCGUCGGAGCCCCCGGGCCGGGCGGCCGAACGGGCGGCGCUGGAGCUGCGCAACCGCCAAUACCAAUUGGUGGAGAGCGAUGACGAAGGGGCGGAGCCAACGGCAGGCCCCACCCCCAACAUGGCCGCCAAGCGGCGCCGCCACCUGCGAGCGCGACGCCCCGAAUCCCCCGAGCCCCCCGAGACCCCUGAGACCCCCGGGACGUCGACAGCACCCGCCCCCGCCGAGGACCCCGAGGACCCCGAUUCCGACGGGGACGCGUCGGAGCGCGAGCGGCUGCGGGACCUGGCGGAACGAGACGCGUUCGCCGAGCGGCUGCGACAGCGCGACCGCGACCGCACCCGGCACCCGGGACACCCCCAAAACAAGGCCUACGAAGAAGCCCAAAAACGCCUCAAAAUCGCCGAGGAGGAUCAAAAAAAGAUGAUCCCGGAGCUGCGCAAGCGCUCGCGCCGCGAGUACCUGGCCAAACGGGAGCAGGACAAGCUGGAGGAGCUGGAGGCCGAGAUCCAGGACGAGGAGCAGCUGUUCGGGGAGGCCGCGCUGUCGCUGCGCGAGCGCCGGGAGCUGCAGCGCAAGCGCCUCCUGCGGGACCUGGCGCGCCAGUACCAGCGAGCGGGCGAGCGCGAGCGCCUGGAGAAGAGCCAGCGCUACCGCAUGCCGGAGGAGACGCGCGACAAGCGCAUCCCGGAGCAGGAGGCGCCCCCUGGCGGCGGGGAGGACCCGUCGGCCCCGCGGGACGAGCAGCGGCGCUGGGAGGAGGAGAGGAUGGGGGCGGCCGCCCUCAGAUUUGGGGCGCGGGACCGCCCGCCCCCCAAGAACUACGACUUCGUGCUGGAGGACGACGAGAUGAUCCAGUUCGUCAGCUCCGCCCAGCUCGAGGGCACCGAACCCCAAAAGGACGAGGUCCCCAGUGUCCCCGAUUCGCGGUGGCACUCGGCGCAGCGCGCCCGCCGGGAUCUGCCCAUCUUCCCGUUCCGGGAGCAGCUGCUGGAGGCCAUCGCCCAGCACCAGAUCCUGGUGAUCGAGGGGGAGACGGGCUGCGGGAAGACCACCCAGAUCCCCCAGUACCUGCACGAGGAGGGGUACACGCGGGGGGGGCAGAAGAUCGGGGUGACACAGCCGCGACGAGUGGCCGCAAUGAGCGUGGCCGCCAGGGUGGCCCUGGAGAUGGGGACCAAGCUGGGAAACGAGGUUGGGUACAGCAUCCGUUUUGAGGACUGCACGUCCGAGCGCACGGUGCUCAAGUACAUGACGGACGGGAUGCUGCUGCGGGAGUUCCUGACCGAGCCCGACCUGGCGUCCUACAGCGUGCUGAUGGUGGACGAGGCCCACGAGCGCUCGCUGCACACGGACGUGCUGCUGGGGCUGCUGAAGGACGUGGCGCGGUUCCGGCCGCAGCUCAAGGUGCUGGUGGCCUCGGCCACCAUGGACACCCAGCGCUUCUCCACCUUCUUUGGGGACGCGCCCGUGUUCCGCGUGCCCGGGAGGCGCUUCCCCGUGGACAUCUACUACACCAAGGCGCCCGAGGCCGAUUACCUGGAGGCGUGUGUGGUGUCAGUUCUGCAGAUCCAUGUCACCCAGCCCCCCGGUGACAUCCUGGUGUUCCUCACUGGCCAGGAGGAGAUCGAGGCGUGCGUGGAGCUGCUGCAGGAGCGCUGCCGCCGCCUGGGCUCCCGCCUGCCCGAGCUGCUGGUCCUGCCCGUCUACGCCAACCUGCCCUCGGACGUGCAGGCGCGCAUCUUCCAGCCCACGCCGCCCGGCGCCCGCAAGGUGGUGGUGGCCACCAACAUCGCGGAGACGUCGGUGACAAUCGACGGCAUCGUGUACGUGCUGGACGCCGGGUUCUGCAAGCAGAAGAGCUACAGCGCGCGCACCGGCAUGGAGUCGCUGGUUGUCACCCCCUGCUCACGGGCCUCGGCCAAUCAGCGCGCGGGACGCGCGGGGCGCGUGGCCCCCGGGAAGUGUUUCCGGCUCUACACGGCCUGGGCCUUCCAGCACGAGCUGGAGGAGACGCCGGUGCCCGAGAUCCAGCGCACGGACCUGGGAGCGCUCGUGCUGCUGCUCAAGAGCCUCGGGAUCAACGACCUGAUCCACUUCGACUUCCUGGAUCCGCCGCCCCAUGAGACGCUGGUGCUGGCGCUGGAGCAGCUCUAUGCGCUGGGGGCCCUCAACCACCUCGGGGAGCUCACCACGCUGGGCCGGCGCAUGGCGGAGCUGCCGGUGGAGCCCAUGUUGGCCAAGAUGAUCCUGGCGUCCGAGCAGUACGGCUGUACGGACGAGGUGCUGUCGGUGGCCGCGAUGCUGUCGGUGAACAACGCCGUGUUCUACCGGCCCAAGGACAAGGUUCUGCACGCCGACAGCGCCAGGGCCGCCUUCUACCGGCCCGGGGGGGACCACCUGGUGCUGCUCAACGUCUACGAGCAGUGGGUGCAGAGCGGCCACUCGGUGCAGUGGUGCUACGAGCACUUUGUGCAGGCGCGGUCCCUGCGCCGGGCGCGCGACGUGCGGGAGCAGCUGGAGGGGCUGCGGGAGCGCGUGGAGCUGCCGCCGUCAUCCUGCGGCGGGGACUCGGUGCUGGUCCGCAAGGCCAUCACGGCUGGGUUCUUCUACCACACGGCGCGGCUGACGCGCGGCGGGUACCGCACGGUGAAGCACCAACAGCCGGUUUUCAUCCACCCCAACAGCUGCCUGUUCAGCGAACAACCGCGCUGGCUGCUCUACCACGAGCUGGUCUUCACCACCAAGGAGUUCAUGAGGCAGGUCAUCGAGAUCGAGAGCUCGUGGCUGCUGGAGGUGGCUCCGCACUAUUACCAAGCCAAGGAGCUGGAGGACACGAGUGGCCGCAAGAUGCCCAAGAAGGUCGGGAAGAGCCGCGACGAGCUGGGCUGAGCCCUGGGGACACUUGGGGACACUUGGGGACACCUGGGGACACUUGGGGACACUUAGGGACACCCCUCAAUACAGCUCGUUCGGUGGC